UCCGAAACUACGAGGAGAGAGAGAGAGAGAGCGAGCGAGCGACCGAGCGAUGGCGACGACGACGACUGCCGAUUCCUCGAGGGUCGAUCGUGAAAAGGACUGGGACUUCCAUCUCCGAUCGCUCUCCUCCAACGCCAGAGAUUCAUCCUCCGCCAGCGACCCGGCGUCCGACCCCUACAUCCUCCAAUCCGUCAAGAAGAUCUACGAUAUCGCCAGAGAAGGGGGAUCCGAGGAGCUGGUGGCGCGGGCGUACCCACAAAUCAACAAGCUCUUCCAACGAUGCGUUUCGGCUCUGCCGCAGUCACAGACAUCCAAUGGGGUUCUUUUGCUGACCAUUCUUCAAUUUUUUCUUGAUUUCGGAGAAGUGGUUUUACAUGAUGCUGAUCCUAGUCUAAAGGCCUUCUUCCGCUCAUGCUUAAGUAGGGAGUUUGCUGAUCCUGUCAUUGCAAAAGCUACCCUGGAUUUUCUCAAUCUGAACAAAGCAAAGCUCCUGAGUUCUUUUCCAACCCUACUUCCGCAGUUCUUUCCUUUAUUGUUAAAGUUGAUUGCAUGGAAUGGUGAGAGAUUGGAAAAAUUAUUUAUGAUGCUUUUUCCAGCAAUGAUGUCAAUUGGAUCAUUUCUUCCACUUUUCCAUUCACUUAUGGAUUUGCCAAUACUAGUGGCAUCUUUGGAAAAAGUGGAAAAGAGUUCUGGGUCUCUGAUAGGCAGCAGCAUAGCUUCAAUACAGAAGAGUGCAGCACCUGAGAUGCUACUUGCACUGAUGGAUGAAGCUUAUACUGGAUCUGCCAUAGAAGAUCGAGGUGGGGACUCUGGAUCUGAUGAUAAUAACGACAUUGAUGUUUCUGAUCCGGUGUUCCUUGACAUUCUUAAGGAUGAAAAUGAUGGGAUCACUGAACGCCCCUGGACAUCUCCUGCUAUGACAGCAAUGUUUCAGGCUGCUAUAAAUAAUACACAAUCUGAAAGGCUAAAACAAGUGCUUCAUAUGACACCUCAGUUCUUAGCUCUGUAUUUUUCAAUCGCUUUGCGUGAUGUUAAUGAUUCAUUGCUGUGUGCAUUAAUUCCACUGGUUAUGUCGAGGUAUGCUACAACAUUCCCUGACAAGGUUUUCUCUCAUGAGGUUCAGAAGAGGCUCUCAGAUUUCAUGCUAGCUGCAUUUCAACAAUGUCCUAAAUUUAUUGCACUUCUGAAGAAGCCUAUCACUGACAGACUAGGAGAAGCUUAUGACAAUCCUGCGAAGACAGAGUUGGCAUUGCAUUUAUGUUGGGCUAUCGGGGAGCAUGGAGCUGGAGGAGUAGCUUACAAAGAUGUGGCUCGAGAACUUUUUGAAAACUUAGAAUUGCUUUUAUAUGAGAAUCUUUUAUCUAGUCGUUUGGGCUUGAGCCAGGAAUCAGAUAUAGAGCCAAACAAUGUGGCUUUUAGAAAAUCUUCUCAAGCUAGGCUUCUCUGCUUUGUGGUGACAGCCAUUGCAAAGUUAGCAACGUGCCAUAAUGAGUUACUUCCAAGGGCUCGAGUAUCUUUAGCUAAGGUAGCACGCUCUCGAAAUAUAGACAGGAGGGUUUGGAGACGUGCUUGUGACUAUCUGGGGUUGAUGAGUGAACCAGCAAUAUGUUUGUCUAUCUUGGGCCCUUCAACAGAGAAGCCCAAAGUUCCUGGCAUUAUCAAUUGGAGUGAGGGAGGAUCCAAGAUGAUUGCUCAUGUUCCAUUUUACAUUCUUAGCGAACAAGAGGAGUUCAACUUUGACAACUCUGGAUUUGUGAAGCAUGUACGAAUGCCAAAUUUGUAGGAUGAGGGAGAUAAGUUUAUUCAACUCACAAAAAAGGAUGCAGCCUGUCUAAUGAGUUGGCUUGGCCUUUGUCCCAAGGGUGUUGUUGGAUUGUUAAAUUUAAGGUAAUAAAAAAAGGUUCCAGGGUUGUGUGGGCCAAAUUAGAACAUAGCAACAUAGUCAGAGUUUAUAAACAAAAAAAUUAUUUAACAAGCUGUCCAGCACCUGGAUAACUAUACCUAUAAACCCUUCCAGAAGGUCAAUUUCAGUGUAUUCAGACCAUGCAGGCUUCUAACUGAUUGUGAUUAUCAAUAUGAGUAAUCUGCAGUUGUUAAUGUGAAUAGUAGUUCCGAAUUAACAUGCUUUAACAAUGAUACGGGCAAACUUCUGUUGAUUAACUUCAUACUAUUAGGGAGUUGGUUACAUUAUUAUCACCAUUUUUGUCAUUUAGCUCUAUCAAGUGCCACAUUCUGCAUUAACAGAAAGCCAUAGUCUUCUUUGGUCUUUUAUAUUCGGCACUCAUCUUUUAACUGCCUCCUCCCGUUAGUUUUGUAAUGUCUGAAGCAUCUCAAAUGACAUUCCUUUUCCAAUAUACCGAAGCAACCAUUUAAUACUGUCCUAUCAAAAGCAGUUAUCUAUCCUAACAUCUGGCAUUUUGUUUCCCUAUAUGUGAACCUGUAAUGCAGGUUAACCUACUUAAUAUAAGGGUGAAAUCAGAAAAACAUUUUAGGUGCUUCUCCACUUUAACAAUCAUGCUUUUUUUUGUAUCCAUACAUUUCUUUUUGUUAAAUAGUUGCUAUAUGAGAGCCUGUGAGCCCUCUUUAAUCUUGAGAAAAAUUGUGGGAUCUAUUGUUCAUAUGAUGAUAUCUUACCUAUCAUUUCUGAGCCUGUCAAAGGUCUCUCAUGCAUAUGUAACAAUGAUUAAAGUUUUUGACAGCAGAUAUCAGCAACCUGUGGUUUAAACUUUAAAGUUAUUCUGGAUCUUUCAAGUGGUGCUUCUUUUUUGUUGAUUCAAGUGUUUCUGCUACAGAUCUGUUACUAGUACCAAUUAAUUUAUCAUACUAAGUAAGAACCAUCUGCAAUUAAUUGCAUCUUCUGCCGCAGAACCUGUUUGAGUCAUUGAGUUGACCUGAUAAUAUUUAAAUUAAACAAAUUAGCCUUCAAGAUUUGGAAUUGGCAGCUGCAUUAGGGCAUUGGCGUCCACAGUAGACCACAGAGUAGAAGAAUCUGCCCGAUUCCCUUCUAUUUUUCCUCUCCCCCUUUUAUAUUUUCUCCUCACUUUUCCAUUGGCCACCAGUGCAUCUAUGUUGGCCUGCGGCAUGUUGAAAUGUGCCAACCACCAGGCAGCAUGUGGUGUUCUCCUGGAAUUUUGGAUGUCGGAUAUUUUUAAAAGAAUUUUUAUUAUGCGGAUAUCAUCAUUCAUUGAACCCAACAGGUCUUGGCCCCGACUCAGUUGAUAUUGUCAGAUGCUACUUUUCUACUCCUCGAGAGCAAAUAACACUGUUGAGCCUUUUUUUGUCUCCUGCUAGAUUGAUGAUUACCCAGCACUAUAUCAUGUCUCAUUAUCGGUUCCAUUGGUUAUGCAUGAAGUGUUUAGUGAAAUAUACAUACAGUGGUCUCAGAGAAUUCUGGCACAACUCUAGCAAAUGUCAUGCUUGUAUUUUUCUCAAAGAGAACACUGAAUUAUCCACAGUUCUGCAUUACAAGUAGAGCUGUCUGUAAUUUCAUCUAUUUUUGCUAGAUGAGGUUAAUAAAAUCAACCUUCUCUACCCAUG
This is a messenger RNA of Musa acuminata AAA Group (dessert banana), 3537 nucleotides long. RefSeq lists its product as uncharacterized. The record is from RefSeq and is a predicted model, not a curated record. Bases 50 to 1783 code for a protein of 577 amino acids. The transcript is spliced from 16 exons. Lineage: Eukaryota; Viridiplantae; Streptophyta; Magnoliopsida; Zingiberales; Musaceae. Gene Ontology annotation, cellular component: AP-5 adaptor complex.